Messenger RNA from Cajanus cajan (pigeon pea), 1757 nucleotides. Its product is annotated as nuclear transcription factor Y subunit A-10. Gene Ontology annotation, biological process: regulation of DNA-templated transcription. NCBI's taxonomy places the organism in Eukaryota, Viridiplantae, Streptophyta, Magnoliopsida, Fabales, Fabaceae. The record is from RefSeq and is a predicted model, not a curated record. Gene Ontology annotation, molecular function: DNA-binding transcription factor activity.
GUGUUGUUUUCCAUUACACUUGUACGCUUUCAUAUCUCUCCUUUCCCUUUACUUCCACUUUCUCUCUUUCUCUCUCCUUUGCGCGUGUGUGUGCUUUUGCUUGAUAUUGUACCGACAUGACUCCAACCUAAUGGGGUUAACUCUGCUUCUGCGUAGGAUUCGAUGCUGCUACUCCCUCUUCAGUUUCCACAACUGAGUUUCAUAUCUCCUUUCCGUUGAUGCUUAUGCUGAAGACUGGAUAAAAAUCUGAGGAAGUUGUUUACUGUACACAAAAAAAUAUUAAGUUAGAAAUCAUUUUUUGGAGGCUGUAUAUGGCGAUGCAAACUGUUUAUCUGAAAGAACAUGAAGGAAAUGCACACAAUUUUGUGGGGCAGUUGUCAUCUGCAGCUUCAGCACCCUGGUGGAGUGCUUUUGGAUCUCAAUCGGUUCAUGGGGAGUCUUGUGGUCAAAUGAAACCGUUUUCAUUGGAGCUGCCUAACUGCAUAGACCAACUUGCUGCCACUAAGCCAUCGACAAGAGGAGCUGAACAAGUUUUGGGUAAAGGACUUACAACUCAGUUUACCAUCUUUCCAGAUGAUUGUAAAAUGUCAGAUGAUGCACAAAAGCUUCAAACAACCAUAUCACUGCAGUCAUCACUUGCUGACCCCAACUCUCGUUUUGAGAUAGGAUUUAGUCAGCCCAUGAUAUGUACAAAAUAUCCUUAUACGGAUCAAUUUUACGGGCUGUUCUCAACCUAUGCACAGCAAAUUUCGGGGCGUAUAAUGCUGCCACUUAACAUGACAUCUGAUGAUGGACCAAUUUACGUAAAUGCUAAGCAGUACCACGGAAUCAUUAGACGCCGGCAGUCCCGUGCCAAAGCUGUACUUAAUCACAAAUUGACUAAACGUCGCAAGCCCUACAUGCACGAAUCACGCCAUCUCCAUGCAAUGCGGCGACCAAGAGGAUGUGGGGGUCGCUUCUUGAACACAAGGAAUUCUGUUAGUGGAAAUGGUAAGAGCGGAAAUGAAGUGCAUAAAACAGUUGAACAAUUGCAUUCCGGUGGCUCUCAGAGUUCUGAAUUCCUUCAAUCUGAGGUUGGAACUAUGAACUCAUCAAAGGAGACUAAUGGCAGCAGUCCAAAUAUUUCUGGUUCUGAAGUAACUAGCAUGUAUUCGCGGGGAGGCCUCGACAGCUUUUCCCUCAAUCAUCUUGGAUCUGCUGUCCACUCUCUGGCAGACAUGAUCGAUGGUGGGCGUGGUAUGAUCAUACCCCCCAAAUGGGUUGCAGCAGCAGGUAAUUGCUGCAACCUUAAAGUUUGAUUUGCAACAUCCUUGUUGAGACCAGAUGAAGAAGCUUUGUUUCAGUUGAUUGUGUUGGCUGUGACAAGUUUCGUUCUGUAGGAUCGUCCUAACAUCUGGUCUAGGCAAUCCAUCCUUGGCUCAUGCGUAGGCAAUCCAUCCUUGGCUCAUUAUUGUACUUGUAGGCAACUCAUCCUUGGCUCAAUGUACCUGUAGUAGUAGUAGUACUGUCUUUGUCUUUUUGCACUGGAAUGUCUUUGGCAUGGUACAAAACCAAUGACUUGAUAUCCUGAUGCAGAAGACAACUAUGUGUCUUUGUGUGAAAAUAAAAAGCUUGAAACUCUAGUUUUCUGUGCUUCUAAUAGUUGUCUAAACGUGGUGUUGUAUUCUGUAUUUCUGACUUUGAGGAGCAAUGUAUUAUAGAACUUUGUCCUGUGAUCUUUGUAAGAAAAAUAAAGCAUUGGUGUGUUUUUCUCCUCA